Brassicogethes aeneus is the source of this 1655-nucleotide messenger RNA. NCBI's taxonomy places the organism in Eukaryota, Metazoa, Arthropoda, Insecta, Coleoptera, Nitidulidae. The record is from the annotation of a GenBank genome assembly.
GUUAUAGUUUAUUUUUGGUAAUGACUGCCAUAAAAUAACGGUUUAAUCAAUACUAAUAUGUGUUUUUGUAUGCUGUGUUAAAUUAAUUUAAGUCGUGAAACUGAUUUUUUCCUAUCAAUAUUUCAGAUAAAGUGGAUUGUCGAUAAAAAGGAAUAAAGUUCCAUUGAUCGUGAAGCAAAUAGAAUUUAAAGGACCGAGUGCGAAAUAAAAAGUGUUUUUCUGAUGUUAAGCUAAAUUUUAAAAAGGAAGUUUUUACGAACGUUUAUUACCGAGUUUUAUUGGUGGACGUAAAUCAAUUCGGCCGCUUUUAAAAAGAAGUGAAACGUUUUUCCAAACGUUGUGCCUGUGAUUUGUAGAAAAACGACAGUGCUUUGUAUUAAUCGCAGCUGUAAUGGAAGUGAUGGAUAAGUUGGUUAUUCCAGAGCCACAAUGGAUUCUGGAUAGAAGUGGAUCGGGGCCCGCUUUUUGGAGAAGGGACAACGGAAAUAAUCAAAGGGUUAAAUUUCGUCACGAUGUUGAAGUAAAGGAAUUUUGUCGUGGAGACCAUGAACUCGAAGAAACCUACAUAAGAAAUAUUGACGAAUUUCAAGGAGCUAACAUGUUUACCAUGGGCGUUACAUGUAUAUUUUGCGUGGCAGUGACAGUCCUGUUACCUUGGUAUCUUCUUUUGGGCACCAACUGACGAAAAAUUCAAUGAUGGUUAAGAAUCUCAACUUGAGAUACUGUUUUAAAUGAAGAUUGAGAGAAAAAAAAUAGUUAAAAUAAUUAUUAAAAAAUUAGUUAUAAAAUGUAUUUAUAACAACAUAUAAGUAGGUAUGUAUUUUUUAAAACUAUCUGUAUACAAACUUGUAUUCGCUAUUAAUAACUUAAUUUGUUUCUUAGUAUAAUAUAAUUACACUAGUUUACAAAAUCGAAAAGAAAUUCUGCCCACCAUAUCCCAUUAUAAUUUUCCAAUGUAUUUUGACCCACUAAACACGAAAAUCACACUCAAUUAAUUUUUAUGGAAGCGUUUUUGAAAUAUGAAUUUUCGGUUUUGGCGUUUUUGAGUUUGGUCAAACAAGCCCUUAAAUUGAAGGUAUUUGAGCCCUCUAAAACUUUCUUUUACAUACUUUAGAUAUCGGAUAAGUAUUUUGACGCUAGCGAUUUUAAUAUUUUAAAAAAUUCGUUUUUAUGGCAAAAAUUAAGGUUGAUAUUUACAUCAAAGGAUAACUCCAGUUUAAUUUCUUUUCGUGAAGCUGACAUUUUUACAAAAAAAAACAAUCUAAUGUUGAUAAAAAUACAUGAAAAAAUGGCGAAGUUAUCAAUUUUUUAGUGGAAGACCAAAAUUCAGCUUUUUGACGAUUUUUAUUUUAUUUUGUAAUAUGUUUAUUCUUCAAUAAAAACCUAAAUAAAGUCUAUGAUUGGAAUUUUUUGAGUUUUUUACGUUCUUUUUUCACCGAAAACAUUAUUCAAAAUUUAAAUUUGACAUGACUCCACAAACGUGAAUUCUUUUGUUUCUCGUAUUGGCAUAGUGAUAUUUUACUGAUAUGUUUUGAUAUUUCAACAAGGUAUUUUUAUCAUGGUUUUAUUUGGUUGAUAAAAAGUGUAAAAUGUAAAAGAAGUAGAGAUUUCAAGUGCGUAAAUAACCCGCACAAUCUGGGCAACGAAGUGAUGAG